Molecule: messenger RNA, 1600 nt
Organism: Hyphopichia burtonii NRRL Y-1933
Lineage: Eukaryota; Fungi; Ascomycota; Pichiomycetes; Serinales; Debaryomycetaceae
Exons: 1
Coding region: 23-1582 (519 amino acids)
Biological process (GO): ribosomal large subunit assembly
Cellular component (GO): nucleolus
Molecular function (GO): protein binding
Source: RefSeq, a predicted model, not a curated record
UAGACUAUACCUCGAUCACAUAAUGGCAACCCUUGUACCGCCACCAUCCAAAAAACAAAAGAAAGAAGCACAACAGGUGCGUGAUGUUGACUUGGUCCCGGAAGAUUUGCCCAAUGUUCUCAUCAAGUUUCAAGCAUCGGAUACCGGAGAAUCAGUAGGUGGAUCAAUUAGAGUCCCCGGUGGUAUCAGUGAAAAGCAACUUGAACAACUUUUAAAUCAGCUUAAUGGUGAAACCGAUGAGCCGGUUCCAUAUAGCUUUUCCCUUUUAAAUAAGAAGAGUGAAGAUGAUACUGAUCCCAAGCUUAUUGAUAUUAAUGAUAAUUUAUAUAAUUCUGUUUUAAAACCAGGUAUUAAAACCACCGAAGAUUUCAUGACUUUAGUGUAUACUCCCAGAGCAGUUUUCAAAGUCAAGCCUAUAUCGAGGUCCAAUGCUGCCAUUGCAGGACAUGGGUCCACCAUAUUGUGUUGUCAAUUUGCACCUAAUAACUCUGGAAGAAUGUGCUCAGGUGCCGGAGAUUCCACUGCUCGUAUUUGGGAUUGUAAUACCCAAACUCCACUUGCAACUUUAUCCGGACAUACUAAUUGGGUUCUUGUUGUUUCAUAUUCACCAUGUGGAAGCAUGAUUGCCACCGGUUCUAUGGAUAACACCGUCAGAUUAUGGGAUGCUGAACUGGGUAAGCCUUUGGGAGGGCCAUUGCUUGGGCACGGGAAAUGGAUCUCCAGUUUGACCUGGGAACCAUUGCACUUGGUUAAAAAGGGAGAAACACCCCGUUUGGGUUCCGGUUCUAAAGAUGGAACCGUUAAAAUUUGGGACACUUCAAGAAGAGUCUGUUUACUCACAAUGAGUGGACAUACCAACGCGGUUUCGUGUGUUAAAUGGUCUGGUUCAAAUAUCUUAUAUAGUGGUUCUCAUGAUAAAACCAUCAAAGCAUGGGAUAUAUCUGCCAAUGGUAAAUGUAUACAAACAUUGAAAAGUCAUGCUCAUUGGGUAAACCAUUUAUCUAUUUCCACCGAUUAUGCUAUGCGCAAAGGUGGGUUUAAUUAUGAAUCAACUUUCAAAACACCAAAGGAAUCAACCCCAGAAGAAUUGAAGGCCAACGCUACUCAAGAAUAUGAAAAAGUUGCUAAAUUAGGUGGUAAUAUUAAUGAACGUAUUGUCACUGCUAGUGAUGAUUUCACUAUGUAUUUGUGGGAACCUUUGAAAUCUUCCAAACCGGUUUGCAGAAUGACUGGUCAUCAAAAACUCGUCAACCAUGUUUCUUUCUCGCCUGAUGGCCGUUAUAUAGUAUCAAGCUCUUUUGAUAACUCAAUCAAAAUAUGGGAUGGUUUAAAAGGUACCUUUAUUGGUACUUUGAGAGGUCACGUUGCUCCAGUUUACCAAACUGCUUGGUCUGCUGAUAACAGGCUCUUGGUCAGUUGCUCCAAAGAUACUACAUUGAAAAUUUGGGAUAUCAAAACUAGAAAAUUAAAAGUUGAUCUACCCGGCCAUUCUGACGAAGUUUACGCAGUAGACUGGAGUAUCGAUGGUAAAAAAGUCGCCAGUGGUGGUAAAGACAAAAUGAUCCGAUUAUGGUCUCAUUAAAUGUACAUUAAUUCUUUC